AUGGAGUCAAUCCCACACAAAAGUAGCGCAGUGUUGUUCGACUUGGAUAACACACUUUUUGAUCACUGCCAUUCCCUGAGAUCCGCUAUCCCGUCCAUCCAGGCAAGCUACGACAGUUUCGAAACGCAUAAUUCCCAAGACCUUAUUUCCAAGUACAAUAAGUCACUUCAGAAGGCCUACGACGAGUAUCUCCGGAACGAAAUCACUUACGAAGUGGCAGAUUUCAAGAAGGUUCGCUUGUUUUUCGGUGAGAUUGGGCUCUCAGAGCCAGAUCACAAGCAGAUCAUUGAGUUCCGGAAUAUCUACAAUUCAUCAUACCGGAAUCAUCGAAGGGCGACGCCGGAUAGCGUUGAGAUGCUGAUACGUCUACGCGAGAAUGGCUUCCGACUUGUACUUGUUACCAAUGGUCAACUCAAGGAUCAGUUGGAGAAGGCGGAAGCCAUCGGAGUGCGUCACCUUGCCGACAAGAUCAUCACCUCAGAAGAAGCAGGUUGUUGCAAGCCCGACACCAAGAUGUUCCGUCUGGCAAUUGAGAGAUUGGGGGCGUCGCCUCAGAAAAGCUACAUCAUAGGUGAUUCUGUGAACUCCGACAUCAAGGGCGGCCUUAAAAGUGGACUCGACGCCAUCUUAUAUUCGCCUAUUGCCACGGACUCCACGCGCGAAUUAUUUGGGACAGCUGUGCCAGUCAUCCACAGCAUGUCUCAGCUCCCGGAACAUCUCAAUUUCAGCCUCCCACGAUUCGCCCCACGUAUCUACUCGCAGCAUUCCCAGGUUAUCGUAGAAGGAAUCGGGAUGGAUGUGGUCACUGAGCCACGCCAUUGUCUCUGGUUAACAAAAGACACUGUGAAUAGCCUUUCGAGGCAAAUAGCCGGUGUCUUUGAAGACAUUUCCAAAGAGAACUACAUCUCUGCCAUCUCCCGACUUGAAGCGAUGAUCAAAAAAGUCGCGAAAGCUGCCUCGCCGAUCGACGAGACUGCCAUUCAGAUCUCAUACCCCGGCCAGGACCACCAACUGAGCGAAUCGAUCACCGAUUUCCCAUUUCAUAUCACGGAGAGACUGCAUAGCGUCCGCGUCGACUAUGAAAAAUACGUUUUCGCAUCCAAACUGACGAUUCAAGCUCACUUACGAGAGUGCAUUGAACUACUUCAAAGCUACUGCGACAACCUCAUGCGAGACCACCCAAGAGCAGCACUGCGCAACCUUCGGUCCGUGAUGUUGAUACUGGCUAAGGUUGCUGGAAUACAAACUUCUACAGUCGUUAAGGGCGAAGGACUUAGUCUCAACACGAUCUGA
Colletotrichum orchidophilum is the source of this 1293-nucleotide messenger RNA. RefSeq lists its product as uncharacterized. The transcript has a single exon. NCBI's taxonomy places the organism in Eukaryota, Fungi, Ascomycota, Sordariomycetes, Glomerellales, Glomerellaceae. The coding region runs from base 1 to 1293 and encodes 430 amino acids. The record is from RefSeq and is a predicted model, not a curated record.